CAAUGACACUGGGCGGUUCAUGAAUGGGUUUUUGAAGUGGGAGGGCCCGCUAUCUGACUUUACCAGUCAGGGGAAAAGUAGGUGUUGCACUGAAGUGUUUGGUUUGGUGCGAUGCAGCUUCAUGACUGUUUUUAAACACACAAGCAGCGGUUCACUGUGUGUACGGACUGCAGCGGAGCGUUUGACAAGCAUCCUCCAACCGGUGAGACGAGCAGGCUAACAACAGCCGUGAAGCGGCGGGGAAAGCUAGCUUCAUCCCAGCUACACGGCAGCCCAGAGCCAGAGAAGGGAGAGCCGCGUCGGCGAGCCAUGGGGUUCCGCAAGAAAAACAAGAGCCCGCCGGUGCUGAGCCAUGAGUUUGUGAUCCAAAAUCACGCCGACAUGGUUUCGUGUUUGGCCAUGAUAAUCCUCCUCGGCCUGAUGUUCGAGGUCACAGCCAAGUUUGCCAUCAUGUUCAUCACAGUCCAGUACAACGUAACACAAGUUCUUGAUGAAAAGAGUGAUCCAGUUAACCAUUACCAGUAUGGCCCUAAAGAUGUGGCCACUGUGUUUUUCUACCUGCUUAUUGGGGUCAUCCUUCAUGCCCUGAUACAAGAAUAUAUUCUCGAUAAAAUGAACAGGAGGUUGCACCUGUCAAAAACCAAACACAGCAAGUUCAAUGAGUCUGGACAGCUCGCAGCAUUCUACCUGUUCUCCUUCAUCUGGGGCUGCAGCAUCCUAACAGCGGAGGACUUUGCAACAAAUCCUACUUUUUUAUGGGAGGGUUACCCGCACACUCACAUGGUUUUUCAGGUCAAGUUCUUCUACAUUUGCCAAAUUGCCUAUUGGCUCCAUGCACUUCCUGAGCUGUACUUUCAAAAAGUACGGAAGGAGGACAUCCCCCGCCAGCUCUACUACAUUUGCCUUUACGUUGUCCACAUCACUGGUGCUUAUGUCUUAAACCUCCACCGACUGGGCUUGGUGUUGUUGGUGCCUCACUACCUGGUGGAGCUCCUGUUCCACGCUUCUCGCCUCUUCUACUUCAGUGAUGAGAACAAGCAGAAGGGUUUUACUCUGUGGGCUCUACUUUUUGUCAUCGCCCGCCUCCUCACCCUCACACUCUCAGUUCUGACGUUUGGCUUCGGGCUGCCCCGUACAGAAAACCAGGGCUUUUCCUUAGCAGAAGGCAACUUCAAUGUGCUCACCAUAAGAAUGACUUGUCUGGCAGCCAUCUGCCUCACACAGGCUUGGAUGAUGUGGAAAUUCAUUAACUUCCAGUUGAAAAAGUGGAGGGAGCACAGCCAGAACCAGGCCUUAAAGAAGAAGGCGGUCAGCCCAAAGAUCAAGCCUCCCAAAAGGGAGCCUACAAGGGGAGGCGCUGCCAAUGGGGUUGUGAAGUCCGAGGAUAAAACAUCCCCACGGGCAAGAAAAACCAAAGCUUCAUAGAGAUGGAAGAACAGAGACUUGUCCUGGUACGGUGACCCACCAAGAAGAAGCUGCACUGUAACCUGUGAUGCUGUACUGUAUGCAUACAGUUACACCUUUUUAUAAUGGCAUUAUUGAAAAAUUAAGCAAGAAACUGUGUUUGAGGCUGUGAUUCGGUCUUGUAUAUGGUAAUGUCACUGCAUGAAGGCUAAAGACUUUACGGCUCGUUCCUACCUGUGCUGUUGAGUUUGCAUCUCUCACACACACAAGCAUUCAGUGGCCUUUUUUUCAAAUGCUGCAAAAUGUUUGGUUAUUUAUUUUGCCAUAUACUACAGAUAGUUAUUAUUUGAUAUACUUUGACAAGCUGUGACCAGCAAACACCGUGGUACAUGGCAACUGCAUUUAGUUAAUCCAGAACAAUCCAAUCUUUCUUCAAGUGUCCUUAUAAUGUCAGCGAUGUGUACUGUAUCACUCGUUCUGCUUGUGUUACUUUCUGUUUGCCUUCUCUGUUCGCUUUUUUAUUCUCGGGUAUCGGGGGACAAGCUUUCCACCGCUUACAUUAGUUACAUCCCAUGGUGCACUGGGAGGUGUGUUUGUAAGGGGAAGUGUUUGUAUGCCUGUACACUUAACUUGUGUGUGUGCAGUAGUGUUUUUGCCUACUGUGUAUGUGAAUUAACUGGGCGUGAAUGUUUAUGAUGGUGGGGAGGACAACAAUGUUUAUUACUUGUCUCAUAAAAUAAUUAUUGCCUGUGUGCAGAGCAUGAAAUGUGACAAUCUGUUCAUUGACUCCUGAACUGCUUUUAUAUUUUUCAUUUUUUCACAAUCCUAUCCUUUCCUUCCUUUCACUUUGGUUGGGCCCGUCUCAGUUCCCAACAUGCUUCUGUAUGUGAAACACUGAGUUAUGGAUUGUUGUAUGUUCUAUAGGUUAUCGGUUACUAAAUGCUUCUGUGUUCAAUGUCUCUGCCCCUCAGAUGCCCAUUUCCUGUGUGAGCGAGACUCUGUGAUUUCUUUUUGUCAAAUGUGGCAUGUUUUGUUGUUUCUGCGUCACCUUUCAAUAAUCCUGACAUUGCUAUGGAGCACACGUAUUGUACUGUUGGCCAUACUCUCUCCUCUCCUGGACCUGGAGUACUGCUCUACCACUAAACCACUGUGUAUGUAAAGCUCUGUGCAGAAAAGACUGUAAAGACCUGUCUGCAGACAGUUGGAGUUUGGAGUCUUAGUCCAGAGCAGGGGUGAGAUGAAGAUGCUAUUAAUUUCUGCUCCCUUUAGCGCUCCUUAUUGGGUUUUGAUGGUCUUUUGAAGCCUUAUGUCUGUGUAUGGCCGUGUCAUAGGAGGGAUGGAGGAGCAGAGGACUUAUGUACCAGCCUGUUAAUAAACUGUCUCAGAUGUAAAAGAGAAGAAAAAAAAAACUGACUUAACCCGACACUGUACUUAAAUAUGUGUCAGAUUUUUAAGCUAUUUUUAUAGAGGGGAAACUCACUGUUAAAUUCACUGUUGUUCAGUACAUACGUGUGAAUAUUUGUUUUGCAUCCAUAUUGAUAUGAAGUGUUUUUAUAGAAUGAAGCUUGAUGAACUGUUAGCGUGGAUAAGCAUUGUGGUAUGAGUGUAAACAUUUAUUUAGCCUAAGGGUUUAUUUAACGUCAGGCCUUAUUAGAGCAAAGUGAACUCUGUUUUAUAACAGUGCUCAGUUAACACUAUGCUGCAGGCGUAUGCACUGCAGCUUUCACAACUACAUGUACAAUAGUAAAGUUCACAUUCACACUGACACUAGUCAUCCACACAUCUGUUAAAAUAUAGUAUCUGAGGAGCAAAUGGUGAACUCAGUGUGUCAUUUGGUCCUGCAGGUGUUGUCUCAGUAUUUGUGAUUAGAGGCCCAAACGAACAGUGAAACCAUCUGUAAGCCUCGCUUGCUCAUCAGAUGUCCCACUGUACAACAAUCAGCAGACGUUUAGGCUCUAAAACACACGCUACUCUGCAGUCCACAGCCCCCUAUGCUUUGAGACACAAUAGCCUGUAUAAUCCCACAGGAAUGCACUUCUUUUUAUUUAUUUUUGCAUAGUAUGCAUUAUGUCUGAGCACCAUAACACUGUUCACUUGAGCUGUUUCUGGAUUGAUUCUCAGUGAAUUACAUUUGCUCGAUUUCAAACUGUGUGCAUUUUGUUAGUGUUGAAAACUAAAAAAGGCUGCAAUGAUUUAACUGUAUCAGCAACCUCUAGGUGGCAACAAUCAUUAAUGCAUUUCAAC
Molecule: messenger RNA, 3648 nt
Organism: Etheostoma cragini (Arkansas darter)
Lineage: Eukaryota; Metazoa; Chordata; Actinopteri; Perciformes; Percidae
Exons: 12
Coding region: 310-1425 (371 amino acids)
Biological process (GO): SRP-dependent cotranslational protein targeting to membrane, translocation; protein insertion into ER membrane
Cellular component (GO): endoplasmic reticulum membrane
Source: RefSeq, a predicted model, not a curated record